Molecule: messenger RNA, 2181 nt
Organism: Knipowitschia caucasica
Lineage: Eukaryota; Metazoa; Chordata; Actinopteri; Gobiiformes; Gobiidae
Source: the annotation of a GenBank genome assembly
AUGGAGACGCCGGCGAGCUGCCAGUCUGCGCGGGACUGUGACAUUGUAGUUGUGACUGACACCUUCACAGACAAAGCACACACAGGGGUCUCGCAUGAUCAGGUGGCAGAAGAGGACUCGUACUGUAAGUCUCUGGUGAAGAGGAGACAGAGGCAGAUGGGGCUGCCCUCUCUGCCUCCCUCACACCCACUGUUCGCUGAGGUGCUCCCUGACAUCAAUUUGCCUCGGAAAACAAACGAGCAGUGGGCUGUGCCGCUGGCCGAGCUUUGGCAGUACCGACCCGAAAACCAAACCGCAGAGAGAGAGUUCAACCAGAGGAUGAGCCAGCAGCCGCCGCACUGCUCUGUGUGUCUGCUCUUCUACACACACCACCAGGCGGAGUGCGACGGAGACCUGUCGUUAGUGACUCGUGGGAACUGCCAAUGGUCCAAACCCCUGAUCCCCGAGAUGUGCUUCAACACACAGUCCUCUAAAGGCGGCGACGGCACCGAGGGCCAGCUCUCCAACCCCUACAUCGCGGAGGACGGGACCAGCCGCCUCGUCACCUGCAAGCGCUGCUGCGUCCGCGUCCACACCAGCUGUUACGGAGUCUCAGAGGACGAUGAGGACUUGGGAGACUGGCAGUGCUCUCGCUGCAAGGACAAAGCCAUGGCCCAGGACUGCUGUCUGUGUUCGCUGAGAGGAGGAGCACUGCAAAGGGCCAACAAUGACAAGUGGGUCCAUGUGCUCUGUGCCAUCACUGUCCUCGAGGCGCGGUUCGUCAACAUCAUCCAGAGACGCCCAAUCGACCUGUCCGCCAUCCCGCUGUCCCGCUUCAGACUGAAGUGCGCCUUGUGCCGGACACGGAUGAGCGGCGACGCCCAUGGCUGCUGCGUCCAGUGCUCUCACGGCCGCUGCUCCACCGCCUUCCACCCGACCUGCGCUCAGGCCGCCGGGAUCCUCAUGCACCCGGACGACUGGCCCUUCAUCGUCUUCAUCACCUGCCAGAGACACCGCACCCCCACGGCUCCAGAGCGUAACAAGAUGGCGGAGAAGGACCUGAAGGUGGGCCAGAAGGUGAUCUGCAAACACAAAAACGGCCGCUACUACCACAGCGAGGUGUCGGCCCUGACCACCGACACCUUCUACGAGGUCGUGUUCGACGACGGCUCCUACAGCGACAAUCUGCUCCCAGAGGACAUCAUGGACCGGGACUGCGUAGCGAUGGGACCCCCCUCUGAAGGAGAGCCGGUCCAGGUCAGAUGGACGGACGGACUCUCCUACGGCGCCAAGUUCAUCUCCGCUCACUCGGAUCCUAUGUUUAUGGUGCUGGGGACCAGGCCUGGGUCAGGUGCUGGGGACCAGGCCUGGGUCAGGUGCUGGGGACCAGGCCUGGGUCAGGUGCUGGGGACCAGGCCUGGGUCAGGUGCUGGGGACCAGGCCUGGGUCAGGUGCUGGGGACCAGGCCUGGGUCAGGUGCUGGGGACCAAGCCUGGGUCAGGUGCUGGGGACCAGGCCUGGGUCAGGUGCUGGGGACCAGGUCUGGGUCAGGUGCUGGGGACCAGGUCUGGGUCAGGUGCUGGGGACCAGGUCUGGGUCAGGUGCUGGGGACCAGGCCUGGGUCAGGUGCUGGGGACCAAGCCCGGGUCAGGUGCUGGGGACCAAGCCCGGGUCAGGUGCUGGGGACCAGGUCUGGGUCAGGUGCUGGGGACCAGGCCUGGGUCAGGUGCUGGGGACCAGGCCUGGGUCAGGUGCUGGGGACCAGGCCUGGGUCAGGUGCUGGGGACCAGGCCUGGGUCAGGUGCUGGGGACCCAGGCCCGGGUCAGGUGCUGGGGACCAAGCCCGGGUCAGGUGCUGGGGACCAGGUCUGGGUCAGGUGCUGGGGACCAGGCCUGGGUCAGGUGCUGGGGACCAGGCCUGGGUCAGGUGCUGGGGACCAGGCCUGGGUCAGGUGCUGGGGACCAGGCCCGGGUCAGGUGCUGGGGACCAAGCCCGGGGUCACGCACAGACCCCCGUAUGCAGAGACGUGUCCUGGCCUAACUCCUUCCCUCCGCCCCCCUGCCCUCCGUCACCUGAUGGAUGCGCGGUGCCAGGUGGAGUCGGCAGCCGUGAUGGAUGAGGCCGCGGCGGAGGCUCCCCGAAAAUCGAAUGCAGCAUCUAUAACAUUCACGGCUCGGCUCCUAAACUGUAACGUACAGUGA